GCAAGCAAUAUGGCGUUGUCAACUCGUCUGGUCACACUGCAGGCAUAGGUUUUUUUCGCACAACUCUUUUUGUCGAGAAAAGUCCACGUUUUGGGCCAAAAUGACCACAAUCGCGGAUUUAUUCACAAAGUAUAAUUGCACAAAUUGCCAGGACGAUAUUCAGGGCAUUCGGGUGCACUGUGCGGAGUGCGAAAACUUCGAUUUGUGUCUGCAAUGCUUUGCCGCUGGGGCGGAGAUCGGCGGCCACCACAACAACCAUCCCUACCAAUUUAUGGACACAGGUACCUCCAUACUGAGUGUGUUCCGUGGAAAGGGGGCGUGGACGGCGCGGGAGGAGAUCCGCCUGUUGGACGCAAUCGAGCAGUACGGCUUCGGUAACUGGGAGGACAUCAGCAAGCAUAUCGAGACCAAGUCGGCGGAGGAUGCCAAAGAAGAGUAUGUAAAUAAGUUUGUGAAUGGCACGAUUGGAAAAGCGACCUGGACUCCGGCACAAAGCCAAAGACCUCGGCUCAUCGAUCACACGGGCGACGACGAUGCCGGUCCUCUGGGCUCUAAUGCCCUGGCCACCCUGCCGCCGCUGGACAUUAACUCCGACGAGGCCAUGCAACUGGGUUACAUGCCAAACAGGGACAGCUUCGAAAGGGAGUAUGAUCCCACGGCUGAGCAACUGAUCUCGACCAUCUCACUCAGCUCCGAAGACACGGAGGUGGAUGUGAUGCUCAAGCUAGCCCAUGUGGAUAUCUAUACCCGCCGACUUAGAGAGCGAGCUCGCAGAAAACGGAUGGUCAGGGACUACCAGCUGGUCUCGAACUUCUUUCGCAACCGAAAUUAUGCUUUGCAUCAAGGACUUACAAAGGAGCAACGCGAGUUUCGAGACAGAUUCCGGGUCUAUGCCCAGUUCUACACAUGCAAUGAGUACGAGCGGCUAUUAGGAUCACUUGAGCGGGAAAAGGAAUUGCGCAUCCGACAGGCUGAGCUGUAUAGGUAUCGCUACAAUGGCCUGACCAAGAUCAAGGAUUGUAUUCACUUUGAGCAGCACGCUGCAACAGCUACGCAUCGCUCCACUGGGCCAUAUGGCCACGGCAAGACCGACCUCACGCAACCGUCCAAUGGAAGUCAUCGGCCGCCAAGCUCUUCCUUGCACUCCCCACAACCGAAUCUCAGAAAGGUCGAAAUGUCAAGCGGCGUCGAGGCAAGUUCAAGUUCAAUCGCACCAAAAAACACGCUCCACACCGCCGACCCGACCUGCUCCGGCGCAUUAUUGCCCAGCAAAAGCUACUUGGAUAGCUGUCGGGGAUCGUCGGCAGCUACGAUGCUGCAGGCGACAGAGAUGGGAAUGGGGACAACAGUGGACUUGGGAGUGACGACGGGAGCGAUUUCCGCGGCUACGACGAUGGCGAAUCUGCCCACGAACUCGGCGAAGGGAAGCCAACAACAUCUGCAGUCGCUGCAGCAGCAUCCUCAGCUCCAGCAAAGCGGCAGUCACAAAACGCCAAGCGAGGCCGUCGACGGAAGCAGUGAGCAGGUGCCCAUGAGCCUUAAGUUACGCUCUCAGCUGGAGGAAUUGAAGCACCUACCGCAGCCUCUGGGCAGCGACCUGCUUAGCCACAACGAGCUGGACUUGUGCAGGAAGCACAAUAUCACACCCACUACCUACCUCUCGUUGAAGACUGUCUGCCUGAGCGGAGCACCAUCGCUGGGCAGUCCCAUGGAGACUUCGCUGCGCAAGUUCUUCAUUAAGUGCGGCUGGCUGAGCCACUGAUGGAACCACUUCCAUUUAAAUUAAGAGUAACAAGCAUUUCUCAAACUAAGGACUUCACUUUAUUUUAUAAUCGUUAGCAUAAGGUAAAGACAUUUUUUUAUACUGUUCAACUAUCGUUGCCAUUUUCUUUGAGGUAAAAACUACAGAAAUCAUAAAAUCAAUUCACUUGUAUCAAGUUAAGCUCAAUUAGCUAAAUUUUUGUUCCUUUGUGUGAAAUGUCGAGGUUCAAAUAUUCUGUAUUAACUUAGCUUAAGUAGGUGACCCAACCAAUUGAAUUUGUAUGAUAUGAAGAGUAAAAGAAGUAAUAAAUAUACUGCGAGUGUUCAACAAGGA
Messenger RNA from Drosophila ficusphila, 2095 nucleotides. It is a transcript of the gene Ada2b, whose product is annotated as transcriptional adapter 2B. Lineage: Eukaryota; Metazoa; Arthropoda; Insecta; Diptera; Drosophilidae. The record is from RefSeq and is a predicted model, not a curated record. The transcript has 4 exons. The coding region runs from base 101 to 1762 and encodes 553 amino acids. Gene Ontology annotation, cellular component: nucleus; SAGA-type complex. Gene Ontology annotation, biological process: chromatin remodeling; regulation of transcription by RNA polymerase II. Gene Ontology annotation, molecular function: chromatin binding; zinc ion binding; transcription coactivator activity.